This is a messenger RNA of Talaromyces marneffei, 2064 nucleotides long. RefSeq lists its product as uncharacterized. The coding region runs from base 1 to 2064 and encodes 687 amino acids. NCBI's taxonomy places the organism in Eukaryota, Fungi, Ascomycota, Eurotiomycetes, Eurotiales, Trichocomaceae. The record is from RefSeq and is a predicted model, not a curated record. The transcript is spliced from 3 exons.
AUGGCUCCCAAUGGAGGCCCGUCUAUGGCCUCUCAGGCUAGAGCAGCUGAACUGAAUGCAGCAGCAGCAGCCAGAGCACGUAUCAUGAAUGGCGAGUUAUCAGACUUUAAACCUAGAAGCACCCCCAGCCAAUUCUCAUCAUCUUAUACGCAUAACACUGAACAUGUUGCUGUCGAAAGCUUCAGACGCCCCAAUCGUCCUGUUGACCGUUAUUAUCAACAUGUCGCCACUAUUUCUGCACCUGUUACUGUUUAUGCAUACCCACAACCGCAGUAUGCUGACCCUCGUGCUGUACCUGCUGUGUACGCUUCUUCGCCCUAUCCUGCGGUGCCAGAAUAUUAUCAACCAGUGUACCAGCCCAUACAAAGCUACCAACAAGUGUAUCCAGGCUACGUGAACGGUUAUCCUCUUCCUACCAGUCCUCUUCCCCGUGGAGCUAUUGCGACUGCGACGCGUCAAACUACCUCACGUUCUGCUGUUGCAUCGCCCACAAAACCUGGACAACCUCAGCCUGUACAGGCUCCUGAUGCAUCUCCUGUGAGGCCCCAAAGAGGUCCAAGUCCAGUCAAGAAUUUAUCGAAGGGUCCAUCGAGGAGCCCGUCGAAGAGCCCAGUGAAGAAACUCGAUGCAACUCCCAGCCCGAAAAAGCCACCAGUGGAGAUUUAUCAGUACUUUACGCCAGAUGACUUGAGUCCCCUCAAGGCGGAGGUAGAGAUCAUGCGUUUCAAAGCUGAACUAGAAAAAAUCGGCCCGCCAAAAGAUGGGGAGAAACUCAGCGGCAAUGCUAAGGAUAAAGCAAGCCCUGAAAAGCCACCAGAUAAAUCGGUCAAUGAAUAUGAGGUAGAUAGCCAUCAUCACAAGGUCAAGGAUCCUGAAGUGGACGAAAGUGAACAAUUUACGCCUCGUGCAAAGAAGUCAGGGCCAUCAAUUGUUAUACAAGCAUCAAAUCAGAUUGAUCAAUCAGCCAUGGAGGCAUACCCCGAAGCGAGGAAACCGCCGCUUACCUUGGAAAUUUCUCCUUUGACGCAAAUGGCAUAUAGGAACUCAAUGGCCAGAAUGAUUCAAUCAUAUUCGUUCUUACCACCAGGAAGCAUGCCUCGAGCUGAAGGGAGGGAGGAUAUCAGGCUAACCACCCUGCAGCCGCAGAUGUUCCGUGUCGAAGAAGCCCAUAGAACAAACCCUGACAAGAACAUGUAUCAGAAUGAUGACGGACUCUUCUACGUAGCUCAAAAGACUGAUGAAGUUGUCAGCGAAGCCACACCAAAGGCUGCGUCGAGAAGACUACAGUCACCAUUUCAGCUUCGUCCGCGUUUGCCCGUAGCCUACUACAAGCCGAUUGUCAACAAGUACCCACGGAACGUUUUUGCGUCACAGCAAUCACGGUUGGACGAACUCUGGAAAGUGGAAACAGGGAGAGCCUGGCUGACGUUUCGACAGAAGCCUGAAGUUAGACAUUUGCCAGGUUCUUUCAAGGGAUUCCCAAGGUUUCCUCUUAUCGAUGAGAAUGCUCAAAGUCCCAUGAACACUGGUGUUCUCAUGCCACCUCCAGGAUUCGCAGUCCCAGGUCCUAUUCUUUUGUCUCACUCUGCUCAUUGGAAUCCUGAAUCUGGCUCCGGCAAUCGCGCUACUACAUAUUACGACCGUGUACUUGCAGCCGAAGAUUGGUUCCAUCAAAGCAUCCUGAAGAAGAAAGAAUCCACCAACAGGUUCCAGAAGAAAUUUACCGAAGUGCAAUCAAUAAUACUCAACUGCAAGGACACAUUCAAUAAUCUUCCGCCGUCAUUUCAAGACUUCAAAUCAUCUCAAGUCACCCAGUUGAUUAAGCAUGUUUCGGAAAAUCUGAUCUCAUACACCGAUACCGCGGAAACUGAGAAAAGGGGCUUUGAAUUCAAAGAUAUUGAGCUUGGCCUUGAAAAUGUCCUUAGACGGCCGAAAAGGGCUCGUCGCAAAAACAGACGAGCUGCUCGUAGAAGGAACCGUGGUGAGUUUAAUAUUGCUCCAGGAAGUGACCUUUUUGAUGGGGUUGUUGUUGGCAGUGAACUUCCUGGCAACAAUGAUUCUUGA